AUGGACCAGAGGAACUGGAACUACCCCAAAAACAUCUUUCGCCCGAAACUACUGCUGCAUUCACGGGGAAAGAAAUUCACCUCGACCGCUACUGGGCGAUCGUCCUCGACCUUCAAGCAUGACUGCGGGUUCUACAUCUAUGUUGUUGCCACCAAAGAUGGAGCCAACCUGGAGGUCCGAAGUGUGUGUCUCCAACACACUAAUCACACUGUGUCGAAGCCUCUUUCUAAGCAUACACCUCAAAGGCGGAAGGUUGGCCCUGGUUUCAAGCACAGGCCAUUAGCGCACAACAUUCCAAGCACGAAAGUGCCUCUGUCAAAAAAGAAUAAAAAGCCAGAACCCCUGCCCAUUGACAGAGAAAAAAGUGAGCUGCUCCUGUCAAGCCAUCAAAAGCACCAUCGUAAGCCAGAGCAUUACGAUGGUGCUUCUGAUGGCUUGACAAGGUCAGAGACUCUGCCCAAUGACAAUGUAAAAGCCCAAGCACCUGCCUCUGUGAGGCUGGCGCCUGUGCCCUCUGACAGUGCGAAAGGUGAGCCAAUCCCAUCAAGUCAUCAAAAGUACCAUCAGGAGAUUGAACCUCUGCUUAUUGACAAUGUUGAGGAUGAGCCAAUUCUAUCAAGCCGUCAAAAGCACGAAAAAGCUGCAGCAGUUGCUGGCAAGAUUGCCAGAAUGAUUUCUGAAGUCUCGAUGCCAAAGUUUAGACGAAGAUUGCAAGUUCUGGAGGCACUUUUGAGAGACUGGUCUAGCGAUGAGGAUGUGAGCAUUGUAGUAAAGGAGCAAGUGGCAUCAGGUGGCGGGGAGAAGGAUAACCAAUGCAUCACAUCUCCGUGCUUCAAACCUGCAAAUGUUUCAGAAGUACCAGGCAAGAGCAAUGCUGGACACCUUCACUUUGCCAGCAGAUGAAGCUGCUGCCCACCUGUCAUGUGUCACAACUGUUGUGCCAGUCGUAAGUGGGCAGAACAUCAUCCCCCCUACUGUUUUACCAAUGAAAACCUCCGAACCUCUCACCUGUUUCAAUGCUAAUGAGGCAAAUACACCAUCCUCUGAUGCCGUCAAGGAGAUCGAGAUUGCUCCUUGUAUGAGCAACAUCAAGCACCCCAAGGAAAGUAAUGUAACCAUGGUUCCCACAAAAAGAAAAUGUUUUCCAGACUCCGGGCCCUUCAGGUCUCGCACUUCUGAGGAAAAGAAAUCUACAGUCCUAACGUGGCUAGUGGGCGAGGCUGCCACUGCUGGUGCCCUGAAUGGUAGGGUCCUCGAAAAAGAGGACGUUGAAACAAAGCCGGAGUUGCUGCACUGCGGUGUUUUGGACGACAGCGUGGAUGUUAACAUUGUAAGAACUUUCUUCACCAGUGAUGCUUGGAUUGCUGUGACGAGUGUGGUAAACGCGAAACGCUCGGUGCAUCAGUGGGAAUGUGAGGAGUGUCGCGGAGACCUGAAAGAGUUCGACUCGAUUUUGUGCGACUGGUGCCUCGGCUGGUAUCACAUCCCAUGCACACCAUUAAAGAGGCGUCCAAAGAAGAAACUCUGGCAGUGUUCUUAUUGCAUGUGACUUUGUAAGAUAUGUAAUUUUCUUGUGAAUAUUGCACAAAGCUAGCGUCGUUUGUUCUUACUUUUAGAACACAUGAAAUAAGUUUUUGGGCACAG
Molecule: messenger RNA, 1644 nt
Organism: Rhipicephalus sanguineus (brown dog tick)
Lineage: Eukaryota; Metazoa; Arthropoda; Arachnida; Ixodida; Ixodidae
Exons: 3
Coding region: 1-903 (300 amino acids)
Source: RefSeq, a predicted model, not a curated record